GUUCAAACGCACCAGGAAGCUGUUCAUAAUUACAGUCGCCAUCUUUGAUUGGGUCAACGCAGCUGGUGGUCAGUCAGCUUAUUCCUGAAGUUCCCCAACAUGUGGUGUGUUCAUCAUUCAGAGCCUUUCUGAGCUGUGUUUCCACCACAGAAUGAAAACACACGAAGGUUUAUGGUUUGAGGGGUAAGGUAUGUGGAAACAUUUGAGAGAGGGUCACAUUAAUGAGUCCUGUGCGGAUGUAAGCGGCUGAAUAUGACACCAAGAGUCACAGGUAACAGACCAGGAUCCCGGUGACAGCCCUCCAUUUAUCUCUCCCUCCAGUCCAUCUCGACGGUGUGAGUGCACCGGGGGCUCCCUGGCUGAGGGGCUGGAGAGCUGAUGAUGGAUCUAAAAGAGAGCUGUGGCAGUCAGGGGAGCCAAGAGAGCUCCAGCCUGCACCCAACCUCCUGGCAGGCCUUCGCUCACACCAGCACGCUGCACGGCCUGCGCUUCAUCUUCCCCUAUGGUCAGUUCGGUGCACGCCGCUUGCUCUGGGCUCUGGCUCUGCUGGCCUGCAUGGGACUGCUAGCUCUGGAGAGUGCCGAGCGUCUGGCCUACUUCCUCUCCUACCCUCACGUGACCAGUUUGGAUGCCGUGGUUUCCAGCAGCCUCGUGUUCCCCGCUGUAACCAUAUGUAACCUCAACACUUACCGCUUCAGCCGCCUCACACGCAAUGACUUGUACCACGCUGGAGAGCUGCUGGCCCUCCUGGAUGUGCACCUUAAUAUCCCUCAGCCACACCUGGCCGAGCCUGACGUGCUCGCUUUCCUGGAGGAAAAAUCCAACUUCACCGCAUACAAGCCCAAGGCGUUCAGCAUGAAGGAGUUCAUGGAGAGAGUUGGCCACGACCUCCAAGAGAUGAUGCUCUACUGCCGCUACCAAGGCCAGGAGUGCAGCCACAGCGACUUCAAAACCGUGUUCACCAGGUACGGGAAGUGCUACAUGUUCAACGCUGCAGAGGAAGGGAAGACGCUCCGCACCACCAUGAAGGGAGGGACAGGGAACGGUCUGGAGAUCAUGCUGGAUAUCCAACAAGACGAGUACCUGCCGGUGUGGGGGGACACAGAGGACACGGCCUUCGAGGCAGGCAUUCGGGUGCAGAUUCACAGCCAGGCGGAACCCCCCUUUGUUCACGAGCUGGGCUUCGGCGUGGCCCCCGGCUUCCAGACUUUUGUGGCCACACAAGAGCAGAGGCUGACCUACCUGCCUCCUCCGUGGGGGGAGUGUGAGUGGAGGGCUCUGGAGUCGGGGUUUUUCCAGGUCUACAGUGUAACCGCCUGCAGGAUCGACUGUGAAACUCGUUACAUCGUGGAGAACUGCAACUGCAGGAUGGUGCACAUGCCCGGUGAUGCUUCUUACUGCACACCUGAGCAGUAUAAAGACUGUGCUGAGCCUGCCCUUGCUAAACUGUCUGCUGUGGAGAGCAGCAACUGCAUGUGCAGGACGCCGUGCAACAUGACCCGCUACAACAAAGAGCUGUCCAUGGUCAAGAUCCCGAGCAAGACCUCGGCCCGCUACCUGCAGAAGAAGUUCAACAAGUCGGAGAAAUACAUCACAGACAACAUCUUAGUGCUGGACGUCUUUUUUGAGGCUUUGAACUACGAGACCAUCGAGCAGAAGAAAGCGUACGAGGUGGCAGGACUGCUGGGUGAUAUUGGGGGUCAGAUGGGCCUGUUCAUUGGAGCCAGCAUCCUCACCAUCCUGGAGCUGUUUGACUAUGCUUACGAGGUGGUGAAAGACAGACUACUGGAUUUACUGAGCAGAGAGGAUGAGGAUGAGAGUCAUGGAGAGGACGUGAGUUCCUGUGACCCAGUGGCAAACCACUCGGAGACCAUCAGCCACACUGUGACAGUCCCCCUGCAGACAACACUGGGCACCCUGGAGGAGAUUGCCUGCUGAGCCCCUCCCCUGUUCCCAUCAAAGCCACGAACGUCCAGAGGCGUCCUCCACUGGGUGGCGCUACAUCCUCUGUUAGGGCCUCCUGCAGGACCUUAACAGAGGAGAGGAGGAGACAAGGACAAGAACUAGGGCUGGUCUAAAGACAGCGCUGCGCUCUGUCACACCGCCCUGUUCGAGGCACUAAUGGGGAUUAAGGAGCUGUCGGCCAGACUUAUCGGCCCUCUCUGUCACCCUGCACUGUACUGUAGUGGAAGGGUGGCCUCCGCUGUGCCAGACCUGCAGUGAGGUCUGCCUCGCAGAAAGAAAAACCAGAGACUGGGUGGGGCUCGCCCUUGCGCAAAAUUCCUAUGUAACAAACACAUUCUUAUUUCGGUCACUGCCAAAUGAACUGUACAAAACUGCUUCUGAACUCCAAACUGCAUGUGUCAAUCUAUCUUGCUCUAUUUGCCGAUGCAUACGCUGAACUGCAGUGUUGCUUUACUGUACAUGUGUGCCAUUUGUCUGUCUACCUGCAAGACAGGCCUGUGACACAGGCCCAGGUGAGAUAUUGAACUUUGAAUGUACAGAUUGUACAAAUGGUUGUUUAAAAUCAUUGUUCACGAUGCCCAAUUUUUAAACAACUCCUCCAGUGAGGGAUUUAUCAUUUCAUAGUUACAGUACAUAUCUUCAAAGGGAGGAGGUCAGUGAUGGAUGAGCAUCACAGAGGGGGGAAAAAAAACACUAGAACAUUUUUGCUUUGUUUACUGAAAAUUGAGCCAAAUAUGAACAUUUUACAGUCCCUCUUUUUGCAUAUUUUUUCACCUGUCAGAUGCAGUUGAAUCGUUUUAUUGAAAGGCAUGUGGUGCUACAUGUCUCCUGGGUUUGCCAAGCUAUUCUCCAGAGACAUCUUUAAAAGGGAUGUCUCACUCUAACUGUAAAUACAUGACUGGAUUCUGGAUGCCACACCUCAAACACAGCACCCAGCGAGGUAGAAGCUCAUUUUAUUUGCCUGCCAAACAGUAAGCCGUGUACAAAGCGCUGCAGCAAAUGAAUAUGCCCCUGGUGUUGUUAAACCAUUGCUUCAUUACAUUAUAAGAAUGUCAGGGUGAUAUUUCAGACAGCCAUUCCAUCGAGGAUGGAAUCAUUUUGUCCUGCAACAAAAAAUCCCCAGCCUUGACAAUUUGAACAAGUUUCAAGAUCAUUAGGAUGAUUACAAAAGCUCCCACUGAAGGUUCAGGCAGUGUUUAUUUCAAGGAUACAGGGUCUGCUGUGUUAUGGUGUAAAUAUCUGUGUUUUUUUUUCCUCAUAAAAAAACGGGUACCACACAGACAUGCCUGAGGCAGAGCUUAUUUAAUAGAACUGCAGUGAAACAAGCACUCCAGGGCCAGAAGCAUCUACAAAUUUAUCACAUUUCUGUGAUAUGACUCAAUCUGCAGCUCUCAGUAGGUGAGAAUGUUGUGUAACAUGCAGUAGCAUAUCGAGGUUAGAUGAAUGUCAUGCUAAAAAAAAAAAAAAA
Molecule: messenger RNA, 3433 nt
Organism: Notolabrus celidotus (New Zealand spotty)
Lineage: Eukaryota; Metazoa; Chordata; Actinopteri; Labriformes; Labridae
Gene: asic2
Product: acid-sensing (proton-gated) ion channel 2
Exons: 12
Coding region: 379-1938 (519 amino acids)
Biological process (GO): sodium ion transmembrane transport
Cellular component (GO): membrane
Molecular function (GO): ligand-gated sodium channel activity
Source: RefSeq, a predicted model, not a curated record